Messenger RNA from Frankliniella occidentalis (western flower thrips), 7568 nucleotides. Its product is annotated as AF4/FMR2 family member 1. Gene Ontology annotation, biological process: regulation of gene expression. Lineage: Eukaryota; Metazoa; Arthropoda; Insecta; Thysanoptera; Thripidae. The record is from RefSeq and is a predicted model, not a curated record. Gene Ontology annotation, cellular component: super elongation complex; nucleus.
AACGCAGCUACAUUGCUCCGGUACGCGUCGAAUCCAACUUGGAGAAUGAUCUGAUCUUGUCGGAAGACAGCGAUGACGAGGGCGGCAAGGAGGCCGCCGCCGUCGAGCAGGCCGCCAGCCCCGUGGACCUGCCGCCCAACGUGGACAUCCUGCCCCCGAUGAGCGUCGGGCCGCCCCCGCCCGUCCUGGACCCGAUGUCGCCGUGCGGCAGCCCCAUCCGCAGCCCCGGGCCCGGGCCUAGCAACAGCCCCGGGCCCAACAACAGCUCCUCUUCUGGCUCGGGCUCCGGCUCAGACUCGGGCUCCGACAGCGACUCGUCGAGCGAGGAGUCCAACGAGGAGGCGGAGGCCCCCGAGCAGCCGCCGCCGCUGCCCAACCCGCUGCUGCCGCCGCCCGGGGCCUCGCCGGAGCCGCGCUGGAACCUGGAGUCCUUCUUGUCGCCCGGCAGGAGCGAGGCGGCCAACGAUGCAGCCAGCGACGUCGCCGUCAAGAAGGAAGGCUUGAUGCCGGCUCCCGAGGCGUCCAGCGCCAAGAAGCCGGUCAGCCCCAUGCCGCAUGCCCCGCAUGCAGUGCACCGGCCACUCGCCCCGCCGGCCUCCUCGUCCGGGCGGGCCGGCGUCGCGGUCGGCCGCGGAGGGCGUCGCGGCCUGGGCCUCGGCCUGGGCCUCGGCGUCGAGUCAGAUCACAGCGACCACGGCAGCCUGGAGGUGCACGACGUGGUGCAGGAGGUGCUCGCCAACCCCCACCCCGCCCUUCUCUCUCGCUUCUCCGACUCGGACGACUGCGCCAAGAAGCAGCCCGCCCAGCCACCUGCACCCGCCUCCGCGCCCGCCUCCGCCUCCGCGCCCGCGCUCAAGCCUCGGCCGCGCAGGGCGCGCGUGCAGGAGAAGACCCCCGCGCUGGUGCCUGAGUCGGACAGUGAGUCAGACACACCUGGUCCAGCCAAUCCCAUGAGGCCUCCAGCGCUCUCAAAGUCUCCUCUGGGCGUUAAGGAGACUCGGGACACUUCCGAAGACGACAGGCCGUGCAACCAAGGGCGUGCCUACGAUGCCAAAGCUGCUGACGAUAGGACUAAGAGAAAAGUGGCUGUUGUGAGACCAGAAGUGCGGACGGACCCGUAUAAAGAAACGGAUGAGAGAGUUAGGGCCAAGCAGUUGUCAUCAGAUGACGACAUGAGACGUAAAAACCGUAGUCCUGUGAAAGUGAGACCAAGCAUACCUCGCGUUCCUAAACUGUAUAAACGAUCUGGGAGCUGUUCAGAUAGUGGAUCAGAUGUAGACAUGGGGGAUCGUGGCAGCAGAGGAAGACGAAGUGCGCUAGGUACUAGUGAUAGUGACAGAAGUAGGAUACUCUCUCCCAAAAAGUGGAGCCAUGGGCUCAAGCCACUCAUGUCAGCAGUUUCUGCAAGUGAUAGUGAUGAAGACGUUAAAUCUGGAACAAAAGCCAAGAUAGUACGCCGCAGGAGAAGCAACACCAAGAGGCCCACUCAGGCUAGUGACUCUGAGGAAGAGUCACGUCCUGAGGUUAAAAGGCAUACCCCUAAGCCAAAAUUACGAGCAUCGCCUAUAAGGAGUGCUUCAGAAGAAGAACCCAGAAAGGGAACUGCUCGAAGAAGUCUUGUGCCACCGAGAUCUCAGACCCACUCCAGUCUCUCUGAAGAUGAGGAAUGCUACACCGGGUCCAAUAAAUGGCAAUCCAAACAUAAAGCCCGCGGCAGACCACCUCUAUAUCCAAAACAUCAGAUUGAAGAAGAAAAACAAAAUCCUGUUAGUACUCGCAGGUCCAGUGGACGUCAAAAGACAGACAUUGCUGUAACUAGGGAUUCUGACAGCUCUGAAAUAGACGUGGUAAAUUCAAAAUCACCUAUGAAAGGUGUUGGUCAGUCAAGAAUAGCUAAGACAAGAGGAAGUGGCGACUCAAGUUCAGAUAUGGAACAUGUACAGUCACCUGUUAGACCAUUAUCUGAUAGUGAAAGUGACACUGUAGUAUCAAAACCAAAAAUGGAAGUUAGUCCACCCAAGCUAGACAUAGAGGGCAAUGUUGUCCAGGAUAAGAAGAAAAAUGACACGUUAAGAAAACUGUUUUCAAUUAAACGAGAACCACAAGAAAGCGGUGGCAAAGGUGGCAAGGGCGGAAAGGGUGGAAAAGGAGGCAAGGGCAAAGGUGGGAAGGGGAAGGGAGGCAAGGGCAAACCUGGAGUAUUAGUGGUUGGUUGUGAAGAAGUACGAGCAGAACCUGUCUACUCCCCUACCCCACCCCCACCUGUUGAAGUACCAAAGCAGGAUCCUCAGCUUACAGACAGUGAAAAGAAGAGAAAAAGAAAACGUCAUGGAAAACAUAGUGAUAGUAUCACACCUGAAAAAGCACCUCAGCCAAUUAAAGAAGACCCUCCAGAGGAAGAACUAGUUGCUUCCUUAAAAAGGGAAGCUCCACCAACACCACUCCAAACUAGUUUAAAUCACCCACAACCUAUUCUACCUAUUAUCUGCCGAAUACCUCUUAGUAGAUUACCAUUUAUACCACUACCACCUUCUAAGUCCAGCCACUUCAGAGAUGUUCGGUCACACUAUGAUUCCUCGGAUUUGAGAACAGCUGAGGAAGAAAGUUCUAGCUCAAGACAUCACCAUGGAAGCAAGAAAAGAAGAAGGCACCAUAGCCAUGUUGAAGAUGGUGAUUCAGAGGAAGUGCCAUCUGUACCUGAUGAAACUCAAAACAGCGAUAUUUUGACGGGCCGGACAUCACAAAUGAGCAACAAACGGGAACGGCGAUUAUCUACAAGUUCUAUCUCUUCACAAUCUACAACUGCUAGCAGAGAACAUUCUAAACACAAGGACAGACACCGUGAAAGACACCAUAAGCGCCAGAAGCUAGAGGACCAUACCAUGCGUUCUGCUUACCAGGGUGGAGAGAGCUUCAUAGAUCAACCUCCUACUAACCAUGAACGGGAAGAACAAGUUGGAGGCCCUAGUGGUCACCUAUGGGGCAUGGAUCCAAAUAUGCCACCUUCAGUUCAAAGAGUAUUUUACUCAUACUUUGAAGAAAAACGUAGGCAAAGAUUUCAAGAGCAAUCCCUAAAGGAUGACAACUUUAAUUUGAACGAGGCAGUGCGCUAUAAAAGGCUAGCAGACAAUGAGCGAGACCAAACUGCUCAGGGUGUCCUCUACCUUGAGGCAAUCAUGUUCUUCAUUUUAACAGGAAUGACUAUGCUCACUCACACCACUUCACACAGCCAUACUACAGCCCACACAAUGUUUAAUGACACACUUUCCCUCAUUAAGUUUGUAACUCAAAGAUUCAAGAGUCUAAAAAGCAGUCCAGACAACCUGACAAUCCAUAACUGCUUGUGUGUUCUAAGUAUGCGAUCUCAGUCCCUAUUACAUUUGAAAUUGUAUGAAAUCACUCAAAAUGAGGUGGCAGAGUACGAAAAACCUAUUGCCAACUUUUUUAAUACUGUGAAGACACCUGCUGUUCCUGUCGCACAGGCUGCAACUGAGGGUCAGGCUCAAGGCCAGGGCACCCCUUCAUCUCUGUCACCAACACCUUCACCCUCUGGCUCUGUGGGAUCUGUCAGUUCUAACUCUUCAUCUGGCUACAGCAGUGGUAAUGGCGGUGGCAAUGCCAAUGGAAGUGGGCACGGCAACAGUGGACAGACUAGUGCUACUGGACCAGCCCCUCCCAAUCCUGCAAAUCCUCCUUGUGUUUCAGUUCCCAUGAACAUUUAUUCAAUGCUUUCAAAGCAGCAUAAAUGUUGGAGUAAUCUUAAAUUGUCUCAUGAUCUUUGGGAGAAAGCUGAUGCUCUGGUGACACGGUUUAAUCAUACUGAAUUUUUCAUCUCACUGGAUCGUACAUGUGGGCCACUUACACUGCACAGCUCUCUGACAGAUGUGGUGUGUUAUGUUCGAGAAGGACUUGAAAGGUUAAGAAGCAUCAAUCCAGACAUGAUGCCAAACGCAAUGCUUUAAAACUCUUACCUCGAAAAGUCAGUUUGGACCAAUUUUAGGAAUGCCUGUGAUUUAAGUUGUUCCAGCCUGCAGAUGCUAUUCAAGAUUAGAAGACUGUAACAUACUUUGUGGUUCAAAAAGCAAUGAAGUGAGGUUGACCAAGAUCACCACUCAUCUCUUAAGGCCUUUAAAAUACAAAUAUAAUCAUGAUUUUAUCUUUAUCACAUUUGGUACUGCCAACAAAAGUUAAUUCAGAUGUAUUAAUAACUUAUUUAAAUUGAAAACAUUGCAUUUCCUUCCAGUCUGUAGGCUCAAAAUUUCAUUCCAUUCUGUAAGAGAUAUUUUUAAAGAUGCUUACUUUCAUAUAUCUUUGUCUAUUGCUAGUUUUGAAAAGCAUUUUGUGCUUCUGGCUUUCAAACCAGACAGAUUCUUUUUAAAUUGUAUAUGUAAGCAUGGCAUCUUUCUUUAAUUAAGUUUCGAUCUAUCUAUCUUUUUAAGAACAUGAAACAUUGUCUUUGUUUUGGAUGUAUUGUUAUACCAGAUGUCAAAUAUUCUUGACAUAUUGACUGGACCAAAAUUUGCUUGAAUGAGAAGAAUCUCCUUCACUUCCAAUGAAAUUGAAUCUUGAAUUGAAAUUCCCAGUUAAUUGAGUUUUUCUUUUUUUGGUCUUUUGUUUUUUUGCCGCUGUCUAAUUAUGAUGGCAUUUUAAAAGAAUCAUAGCUUUUUUACUUUUAUUUUCAAAGCUUUCAAAAUGAAGUCUCACAACGAAAUGUUAAGAAAGUGUGUUAUUGGCUGUGGUGAAGGGCUCAGUAGAUAUGAUUGCUCACGGUGCUAGCCAGUUGCAGUCAAAUUUUGUAGGUUCAGCUGUACGGUUUGUGUCCAUAAUGACUUUUUUUAUUGCGGAUUACACAAAAGUUGUUGUUCAUUGAAAAAUAAUUUUAGUUUGCUCAAUAUGAAGUGGCUGAUUUGUGUCACAUGUUUUGAAAAGCAUGCGGGAUUAGCCUCACACAUUGUGCUGCAAUGAUUGCAUCGUGAGUUGCCAAUCUAUAGCAGACUGAUAUUUAUUUGUAGAGUGAAGAUUAAAUUAAAACUUUGAUGGGACUUACAUACAUACAGUUCUUAUAUUGAUAUUUUAUCAGGAAGCUUGACAAUUGCUUUCCAUAUAUCUAGAGCAUAAUAUACAGAUGUUAGAUAUUUUUAAUGGUGUCAAUUUUUUCUGCUUACCAUAGUUUAUCAUAAUUAUUAUGGUCAAACUCAAAAGAGGAAGAGAGUUAAUAGUCAGUUCGACAUGCAAAUACAUAUUAGUAUCUUUAAUUAAUGAUGUAAAAAUGUGCUGUACAUAAUUUUUAUGGGAAACAGGAUAGUAUAAAUUACUGGGUUGUAUAUUUUUGUACAUACACUGACUGUUAAGAAAACUACCUUUCAGUAAGGUCUUACCAUUGUAUAGAAAAUAAAUUGCAUUGCACCAUUUGUUAUGAUACUGAACUACCUAUAUACCUUGAACUCUGCUGUAUAGCUAAGAGGAACUUGUUCAUCUCUUGCAGUGAAUUUUUUUUUUGUUUGUUUUAUAGUUACCAUGAUUGCAGUGGCCAUUCCUGAAUAUUUCAGGAUCUCCUUGAGAUGUCUUGUUGAUGUUAAUUUUUCAGCUUCCUGACGUAUUGAAAGGCUGUGAUAGGGUGGACUUAAGUAAUUACAACAAUAUGGGGAAGUAACAUUAAGGUACAUAAAUGACAUCACUUGCCACCUCACUGUACUCUGCCUUUAUUUAGUAGCUUGAUUUGCUUAGGCGAAAAGUUACUUCUUUGCUCGAUAUUGUUAUUAGAUACCUAAGGUCCAAAAUUUGUUAAUUAUACGUAUUUUAUUUUCUAAAAGCGUGGAAUGUUCAUUGCAAAAUUAUUGUAAUGCCAUAAAACUCUCUCCUCAAUUUUCUUCCAUUUUUUGUUUUAUCUUUCUUGUGAUGUUUUGAAAGAAAAGGAAAUGAUACACUUCUAAUACCAUGAAAGUUGUUUAAAAGUACUAUCUUGGUUAAGCUGCCAAAAAGUUUAUCACAUUAGCACCAUCUUCCGGUAUAUAUCUAAGUACAAAGUGAUUAUUGCAGGUGUUUUUUUGUUAUCUGAAAAAAGCAUAAAGUUUUUUGAGUUCAGGAAGCCAUUCUGUAUUAAAUAAUUUAAUAAAAUUCAAAACAUCACUCAUCUGCACUUGCAUUAAUUCGAUAUCUUUUGAAGUGUGCUUCUUCCUGAGAAUCUCUUUCUCUUUGUUCUCAUCAGGAGUGCUCCCACUAACUUUUCCAACAGCCUUGUCAAAGUACAGUAUUUCCGAAAUAUUUAUUAUUUUGAUUGGGAUUUCGUUAGGGCAAUGUUCACAAACCCAUCAUAUUUUCCUGUAGUGCUGAGAGUGUGGUCCUCACAUGAAAAGUAAGGUCAAGUGUUUUAAAUUGAGCUUUCAAACCAUGGGUGAGUUAUGUAUUCAAACCACUUCAUUUGUAUCUGAAGUUCCAAUUUUGUAUUGCACAGUUGAAUUAAUGCUGUUUUCAAUUUAAUCGUAGGGUCCAAAAUUCGUUACUCAGUUCAGUUUUGUCAUUUCAGUUUUAACAUUAAGUUUCUUCACAAAUCAAGUUUAGUUCCAGUUUUUUUGUUUUGGUAGGGUUUGUGAAUAAAGCCAAAAGAGUGGUCACUGAGUGAACCAAUAUUUUUUACUUUUCUAGAGUAGGCUAAGAGAGAUCUCAUAUCAAUUUGUAUACGAAAUUAACAACGGAUGGCGGAUGGCUCUAUUUUCAGUAUGCAAGGCAGAAUUAUACAUGAAUCCUCAGAGGAAUUGAGUUUGUGUCAAACAUGGCCAAAGGUUGUGUGUUACUAUGUUUUCCUUUCUCUUAAUUUUAGAGUCAGCGUAUCCAAAAGCAAUCUUUGCUCACUCUUCAAUAGGAGAGACAACUGAUGCAUGCGGUUUCUUUGUACACUUUACCAAUGGUGCAUCUAAUGUGAUUUUACUGCAUAUUUAUUUGUUAAAGUUUUAUUUAUUGACUUUUGUUUAGUUUCUUUUCUUUUUUUUACUUUUGUUUCAUUUAUGCUUUACUUCUUAUGUUAUGUGGUUUGUGAUGAGACUGCACGUUCACACAAAUGUUAAGGCCUUGUUUAGUGAAAUCAUAUCCUUGUUUCAUACCUCUGAGUAAGUUUAAAAAUAAAUGAAAUUCAGAGGUGCAAUCUGUGAAAUCAAAACAGUUUGAUGUUGUUGGAGACACUCACCAACAAAUAAAUGUGAUUCUGAAUGUGGCUGUAACAGAGCAUCAAUAUAAAUACUCCAUUUUAAAAAUGUGAUUUUCUCUGACUUCCUGUUAGUCAUUGUAUGUGUGAGACAUGUUGUGAUUGAUCAGUGAUUACAUGGAUCAUCUUAUGUUUCUCCUUGUUUUCCUUCUUUUCUUACUGUAAUUGUUGUUUCUUGUCAUACAUAAGUGUUUCAAAUUUCUCCAGCUGAAAAGUCAUGUUAUUUACAAAAAGUCUGCUUUUCAGGAUAAGGGGGUCAUGGACUUGUCUAGGUGAAACAAGUCAUGAAUACAUUUGACCACCAAAAAACCUCUGCAACAAACUGUUUCUGUUUAAUCAGGUCUCGUUUGAAAUAAGUGAUCAAGUA